AUGCUCAAAUUCAUCCGAUCACAUUUUCAUCAUCCUGAAAAGGGAAGCGGCAAUGAGCUCCUCGAUUAUGUCAAUUUCGAAAAGACAACCCAACACGGCUUUCCCAAUAAAACAACAGCGUUUGCCUACGAUCCAAUAUUGGGAUUGCUAGCAGUUGGAACUGAAAAUGGAGAGAUUUCAUUAUUUGGAGCUGAUCACUUCAUUUGGACAAACACCUUGGACUCUCAUCACAGAAUAGCACAUCUAUAUUUUGCUGAAGGAACCGGAGUCCUUAUUGCGCUCACACACGAUCUAGGAUUUCAUAAAUUCAGUAUAUCUGGAAGAUCGUUGAACGCUUUGAGUAUCGACCCUGAUCCUCGUCUAAAGAAGAUAACCAGUUGUGCUAUGUUCGCGAACAGCUCCAGAGAGAAAUUUUCCUUACUGAUUGGAGCCACCACUGGAAUGAUCUAUUCUUUGGAUGUUGAUGAGAUGACGAUUGCCGAAUUUCUCCCUUUCAAUGAAGAAUUAGAAUCAAGAAUCACUCUUGUAAACGAAACCCAAUCAGUCAACGCCAUUGAUAUCUGUCGAUCCGAUCCAAAUCGUCUUCUUCUCCUCUACGAUCAAUCAGUCGCUGUCUACGACGUGUCUGUACGAGAAGUUCUCUCCACGUGGAACCUCGACACUCCGCCAAUGGAUGCUCGCUGGUCACUGGAUGGAAAAACAGUUAUAAUCUCUUCUAGUGAUGGAUCUUUUACCCUCUACAAACAGAAUGGAGAAAUUCAAGAGUCUCCGGGAAUCGUCUUCGGCCCAUUUCCUUGUACGCCUGUUCAAAAGGCUCUCAUAGCCAACACUGAUCAUGGGCAAAUUCAUGCGUUCUCCGGUGGAAUGCCGAGAGCUUCAUAUGGGGAUCGAUACACGGUGACAACAAUGAGAGCCGGGAGAACUGCUUGCUGGGAUUUCGCAAGUCCGGUUCUUGACUUCUGUUUUGCUUCUUCGUCAAAGGAUUUAAAUGACAAUGCUCAUUGGCGGGCAACUUUACUGCUCGUGUUGACCGAAGAAGAACUUGUGGUGAUCUCUGUUGGAGACAAAGAAUGGAAAUCUCUUUCUCUUCGUUGCCUUCAUCCCCUUCAUUCUUCACCGAUUACCAAUAUGAUUCACGUAUCAAAUGUUGAGUCAAACGUUUGGAGUAAACUCUUGAAGUUCUCAACAUCACAAUCUUCUCACUCCAAUUGGCCGUUGACUUAUUCUCCGGAAAUUGAAGGACAAAGAAAAGUUGGAAAUGAGAAACAAUUGCUGCUAACUGGCCAUGCAAACGGAAAUGUGAAAGUCUGGUCUGCUGGUGAGCCAUCGAUGCAACUUUUGUGCACGAUUGAGACUUCGAGAGAAGUGGCUGGAUGUUCGGAGGAAGCUAGCUCUUUCAUCAAAAACUCAACUGAGAGCGAUUCAGAAGAAAGCGAUUGUCAGGUUUCCGAUGAAUGGCCGCCAUUCAAAAAGGUCGGAGACUAUGAUCCUUGUUCUGACGAUCUUCGAUUAGCUGUUCAAAGAAUAGCGUUUGACCCCAAAAGUGGCACAUUAGCAGUGGGAUGUCGAGGAGGGCAUGCGCUCGUCUAUCAACUCGCUGACACACCUCAGACAUGUGAUCCGCCAUCAAUCCUUGACUGCAAUCUUGUGAAAGACCAAUCCUCUUCAAUCUCUCCAACUAUCAAAGCGAUGAAAGGUGUUGACCCUAGAGACAAAGCACUGAAUUACCCAACUGGAUAUCAACCAAGACCAAUUUCAAGCUCUUCUUCAAGUUUAAUCGUGCAACUUUCUCCUUGCGUACCCGUAACUUCAAUUGCCGUAAUUGAUCAGCGAUCGAUGAUCGCCGUUGGAACCGAGUUUGGAUUUGCUCUUGUUGAUUAUGCGAAGACAAAAAUCGAGUUUCAUAUUUCGUUACUAGAUCAGCAUGACCUCGCUGAUGCCGGUGCUCUGGAUGAGUCAUUGAGUCGAUUCAAAAGUAUGAAGAAAUCAAUCCGCCAAUCGUUUAGAAGGAAAAAGAAGACAACGAAUGAGGCACAGAAUGAACACCAUGAUGAUGAGAUUUGCCGGCCAGUCGAACGAAGGAUUGAGCCAAGAGGAACACCACAACAAGGCUUGAUCCUGGAACCCUCGAAAGGUCUUGUCAGAUUGUUGAAGUUUCUACCUAACCCGCUAUCAUUGUCGUCAAAUCCUGGACACUCGCUUUGGAUUGGCACAAAUGGAGGACGACUCUAUGCUUAUUCGAUUCAAGAGACUGGAGAAAUUUGCAAACUAGAACGAGAGAUCAGGCUCCAACAUGCAGCUCCGAUCGUCAGCGUUGAGGUUGUUCACGAAACGAUAAAGUCAAUCUCGAUUUCUCGCCUAUUAUUGGUCACAGAAGAACAAAUCCGAGGCUAUACUCUACCAUUGUUGAGACCGACAAAGUAUAAAUUGAAGUUGACCGCGAAUGAAGGGUUCCGAGUUCGAAAGGGGAAUUUGGUGAACUUACAUCAUAUCAAAGGCGAAAACUCAACGGAGCCUUUUCUUUCUCUUCUCACAAAUAUAGGAGAAGUGAUGGUUUAUUCGAUUCACAACCAUCGAAAGAGAGUGAAACAUUCAGUGAUGAAAUCAACGGACAUCGCUGGUAUCUCAUCGUGUGUCAGUUCAAGUGAUGGAGAGCUCUUCUGGUUGAGACCAGGCGGAUCACAGCUCCAGCGUGGCUCCCUUUGUGCCCCUCAACCUCCACCUCCGAUCCCACCAACAUCCCCUCAAAAACCAACACUAACUAAUGGGAUCACAGCA
Mesorhabditis belari is the source of this 2778-nucleotide messenger RNA. The record is from the annotation of a GenBank genome assembly. Lineage: Eukaryota; Metazoa; Nematoda; Chromadorea; Rhabditida; Rhabditidae.